Messenger RNA from Arachis duranensis, 450 nucleotides. RefSeq lists its product as uncharacterized. The transcript has 2 exons. NCBI's taxonomy places the organism in Eukaryota, Viridiplantae, Streptophyta, Magnoliopsida, Fabales, Fabaceae. The record is from RefSeq and is a predicted model, not a curated record. The coding region runs from base 39 to 320 and encodes 93 amino acids.
UUUGGCUUCUUCCCUAAUAAAAUCCUAAUUUCUUAUAUAUGGCCUAUAAUUCUGCUCAUGGAUGCAUAGCAGCCACUCUCUGCAUCUGUUGUAGGAGAAGUGCCAUGUGCUUGCAACACCAUCAAUUCUUCAAUUCUAUGCACAAAUGCCUAAUAUCAGCUGCAAGAAGUUUGCGCGAGACAGUGAAAUCAUCAUUAUUAUCUGAGAAUAUUGAUAAUAAGAAGGUCAACAGCAAUGUGUUUGACCCAAAACAAGAGGUUCAUGAAUUAGCUACUAUGGACUACACUCCUGCAGGGAAGAACCCUCCCAUUCAUAAUUAAAUAUUUAAUUUUCUUUUCUUCCCUUUUCCAUUUUUGGUAGAAGAUCGAAAAAUCACCGUCCUCGGUGAUAAAUUAAUUAAUUAUAAUAUGUACAAAAUGUAAAUAACUUUCAAUAUAUUAUCCUUUUGAA